Pongo pygmaeus (Bornean orangutan) is the source of this 3434-nucleotide messenger RNA. It is a transcript of the gene ZFAND3, whose product is annotated as zinc finger AN1-type containing 3. Gene Ontology annotation, molecular function: DNA binding; zinc ion binding. The coding region runs from base 522 to 1205 and encodes 227 amino acids. Lineage: Eukaryota; Metazoa; Chordata; Mammalia; Primates; Hominidae. The record is from RefSeq and is a predicted model, not a curated record. The transcript has 6 exons.
UCGGGAGGGGCGCACGCCGGGGAGGGGGCGGAGCGGCCAUUGUCCGGUCAGCGCAGCCUCCGGGGGAGGGAACGGUGUUACGGAGACAGCAGGGUCCGGGGCUUCACAGCGGCCGCUGCGACUCCGGAGCCGGCGGGGGCCUCCGGUCCUUCCCCGCGCCACCGCACGGGACAUCUCUCUGGCUGGGGAGCGGCGGUGGGAGCUGCCGAAGGCGUCUGUGUCCCUCCUCCCCCGCGGUCCUCGGUGCGUCCGCACGCCCCUCCUCCUCGGCUCCCUCCUUCUUCUCUCCGCGCCUCUCCGCCCCCCCCGUCUCCGCAGGCCGAGUGGUGCGGCCCGCCUCCAGCUGACCGGCCUGGAAUCCCGGCUCCGAGCCCCGGACUCGCGCCCGCCCGCGCGCCCGCUCCUUCCCCCUCCCCCCGCCCGGAGCCCCCCGACGCCGCCGCCACCGCCUCCUCAGAGCGGGGCCCGGGCCCAGCCGCCGCCACCGCUGCCGCCGCCGAGCUCCGCCGCCGCCGAGCACCAUGGGAGACGCUGGGAGCGAGCGCAGCAAAGCGCCCAGCCUGCCGCCUCGCUGUCCCUGCGGCUUCUGGGGGUCCAGCAAGACUAUGAAUCUCUGUUCCAAAUGCUUUGCUGAUUUUCAAAAGAAACAGCCAGACGAUGAUUCCGCUCCAAGUACAAGUAACAGCCAAUCAGAUUUGUUUUCCGAAGAGACCACCAGUGACAACAACAAUACCUCGAUAACCACGCCAACUCUUAGUCCCAGCCAGCAGCCGCUUCCGACAGAACUGAAUGUAACUUCACCGAGUAAAGAGGAGUGUGGGCCAUGCACAGACACAGCUCAUGUCUCAUUAAUCACACCAACAAAAAGAUCCUGUGGUACAGAUUCACAGUCUGAGAAUGAGGCUUCACCAGUAAAACGGCCACGACUACUGGAGAAUACGGAACGGUCUGAGGAAACCAGUCGAUCUAAACAGAAGAGUCGACGUCGGUGCUUCCAGUGCCAAACCAAACUGGAGCUGGUGCAGCAGGAAUUGGGAUCGUGUCGCUGCGGUUACGUGUUCUGUAUGUUACAUCGCCUCCCCGAGCAGCACGACUGCACAUUCGACCACAUGGGCCGUGGCCGGGAGGAAGCUAUCAUGAAAAUGGUGAAGCUGGACCGGAAAGUGGGGCGCUCCUGCCAGCGCAUCGGGGAGGGGUGCUCCUGAAGGCCAGGCAUGGCCACCACAUGACGCUGUUCUUAGUUCACUAAUGUUAGCCUUAUUUAGGACAAAGUCAGCCAGACACCUUGUACUGGGCACGCGUCAGACUGCAGCCAGUCCGUUUCCUUUCUUUAGCCAGCCAUCCUGGUACUGUAGUUUAGGGGUUGAUGGUGGUUGAAAUUGAUUUCUGGCUGGUUACUAAGGUGCCUGCUAGCCAUUGUAUAAAAUUAAAACAUGAAGAAUAUUUUUUUUUGAGCAUGGCUAGUGGAUUUAAAACAACACAUACCUGUCACUGCUGGAGUCAAACUUAUAAAAAGCCUUAAGUGGAAAGUGUUCCAGACGGAGACUCUGAGUUAAUAGAGGAGUAGAAGCUGGUGUUAAAGUCCCCACGACGCACAUGGCUUUGCCAGAAACUCUGUUUAAUGUUCGGCCUUUCACCUCUUCACUUAUCCUUAGUCCCAGUAGCCAGGAUACCUGAUGGCCAUGUGUGCCUUGGCCACAGGAGGCUGCUGAGAUUGGCCACGUGGCUGGGCUGGGUGGUGGCCUCACUCUCCCACAGAGCUGGAAAUGGGGGGUGGGGGACAGAUUCUUACGGAAAUUUUUUUACCUGACUUGCUAUGAAAAAACUCAUCACACGAAGAGAAACAGUAACCUCACUUUGAAAAUUAGCUCCACUCAAGACUAGUCCACGAACGAGACCCGCCUUUUCUACACAGGAUCCAAGGUCACGAGAAGCAGCCAGAGUGCCCCGCCCCCGCCGGCUCUGGUCUGCCAUUCGCCAGUGCAGGGAUCUGGCACGGACCAGAUGCGGCAAAUGGCAGCACAGCGCGGUGGCCGGGUCUGCGCACUGGCCUCUGCAGCCAGAUUUCUAUAUUGGGAGUUUUUUAAAAAGACAUUUCAUAGCCAACAAGAAUCAGUAGAAGUGCUGGGAGCAGCAGCUGGGGAAGCUGCCGCCCACGGGCUCUGCCCCUUCCAGCUGGAGCCGCCCGUGCCUCCAGGGGCCAAGAGGAUGAUGUCGUGGCCUCCAUUCUUGUUUCUAUGCAGCCCCGUAGUCCAAGGACACCCAGUCCACAUCUACCACAUAGCAAGUUUAGUAAGGGAAGGCAGCAUACGUCCCAGGGACAGUGGGUUUGGAUCUGUCUAGAACAGCGGUUUGUGGCUGUGGUCCAGCUCUGAGAGUGAUAUUUGCUCUGGUGGGUGAGGGCCUGAGGGUACAUUUCUCCACCUGUGCCCCCUCAUGUUCACAGAGGAGUUCAGCAGCUGCAACUGUGCACGCCAGGUGGGGAAGGGUGGGGGUGGGCCUGGUUGCCCCAUGUUAGGAAAUCACUACCAGUCAGGUGGGGCUGGGACUGGGUGGACAGGAUCAGGAUUCCCUUGAAAGCCCAGGCAGGGUGAGCAGUCCCAGUGGUCCUAGUGCCGCAUCUGAUCCAGGUGGGUGAGGGCAGGAGGCCCCUGCAGAGGCAGCGUGGAUCUGCCCACACAUAGGCUACUGGAAUAGUUUAACCCAGCAAAUUUCCUUUUUAUAAAACAACAAAUGGUUCAACUCUGUCUGCAAAUUAACAGCUGAACACCUGCAACUGCAAAUGUUUUUUGAUCGGACGUACUGAAAUAGGAAGUCAUGCUCUUCCCACCCUCCACCCACCAGAGUGGAACCCGCUGCAAAAUCCCCAGCCUUAAUUUUUGCUUCAGGACCCAGACCGGUGUCUUGCUCUAGGGCAGCCCAGGGCAGAGGGGCCAGGUCUGCCCAGCGUUUACCACUGCUGUCAAGCCACAGCCCUUGGCCACCAUACGGGCCAUCCUCAGUGAGGCAGCCCCGCACAGGCCUCCGCCAAGCUCUGGUCCCGAAGAGGCUGUGCGAGCCCUUCCCGGCCCUCCCCAGGCCCCGUCCGCUGCCUGCUGCAUGGAGGCAGCCAUGGGAAGGAGCCCUGGGGAGCUGGCCUGGGGGAGCGAAGCCCAUGUUCGCUUCCCGACUUAGAGCUGGGGGGGGUGGGGGGGUGGGGCUUGUUCCCCUGCAGUAUCUGUUCUGUGAAGUUUGUUAAAUGUAAGGAAAGCUUAAAUUCUUGUAUCUUUAAAAGAGAAAAUCUUAUUUAACCCUUUUGUGUUCUAGAUUUACUUACACACAUAGCCUAGAGCUCAGUUUUAGUUUUAACAUUGUGAAAAUAUUAAAAGAAUCUUGUAACUUUAUUCUUUUUUUCUCCUGCUGAAAAAAAAAAAAAUUAAACCAAUCGUAUGAAA